GUUUGUGGUUUGUUCUCAGUGUUCAGCUCUCCAUCUCACACAGUAAAGGGGAAGUGGUGAUGGACGACUACACUGUAAAAUCAUAACUUCAUACUUUUGCACAAGGCCUGUGAAAUUUCUAAAGUACUAAAAUUUGCAGAAUCUAAUCUAAAAGUUAAGGCAAAGACACAAAUCUCCAGAAGUAUAUCAUAUAAAAUAUUAUUAUACUCAUUUAAAAUGUAACACAAAAGAAUGAAACCUGUGACAUCAUGGCUACCUGAGGGUGUACAAACUUAUACUCAGUUCAGUCUUCAGUUCUAAUGAACUUUACUGAAAUUACACUUUUACUUGUUAGAAUUCUUAGAUCUUGUAAAUGUAAUUUAUUCCAACAAAGAGGAGAGAAUUUUAAACCUUAUUUCCACUAAAUAGAUCUAAAAAAGUUGUUUCAUACCAAUCACACGUCUCCAUUGGUGAGAGAAAAGUGUGUAGUGAGCGUGUAGAGACUGAACACACUGAGACAGGACUUCCGCCCAGCACUCUGAUGAAUGUGGGACAGUAAAGACGCUAAACUAACAGUAAGGGAAGGUCGUGAACAGCAGCAACACAACUGCACUGAACACAACGUUCUUCACUGAUAAUGACGUCGAGGAGAAACAGGAACAUGCUGGUGAAUAUUGUAGCAGAAAUCAGGACUCUCAGGACUCUUCUUCUCCUGCUGUGCUGUUUACUGUGUGAAGCUGGAGACGAGACGGUCACACUGCAGGAAGUGGAAGGAACCACUAUAACUCUCCAUACUGGGAUAACUGGGAUUCAGAGUGAUGCUCGUAUUCAGUGUUUUUAUGGACCUGAGAAACUAGAGGAAAAGAUAUUGAAGAGUCAGGUGUUUAAAGGAGAAACUGUUACAGACAUCAGUGAGAGAUUUAAAGAGCGACUGCAGCUGGACAGAAUCAGUGGAGCUUUAACCAUCAGGAACAUCAGCAGAACUGAUUCUGGAGUUUAUUUAUUACAAGUCAUCACUGGACGUGUCUCAUCUAGGACUUUCAGUGUCAGUGUUUAUGCUCCAGUAUCAACUCCAGUAAUAAUAAAUGAAAGAGGAAAGCCAAGUGUGAUUUCCACAGAGUCGUGUUUCCUCCUGUGUUCUGUGGAGAAUGGAGAAGAUGUGAAGUUAUCCUGGUACAGAGAGAAUGAGAGAAUCUCCAUCACCAAUAACACAGAUCUCAGUGUUCCCCUCAAUCUCCCACUUCAAAUACAACACCAUGACAUUAACACUUACAUCUGUGUGUCUGCAAACCCUGUCAGCAAUAAAACAACUUCUCUCAUCAUCACACAGCUCUGUGACAUCUCAGAUGAUCGUCCCCGUUCACGGUUUCCUGCUCUGAUAUCUGUUGGACUUUUUGUGUUAUUAAUUAUAAUAUUAAUAAUUUCGGGGAUUCGGCUGAAAAAGAAAAAAAACACAAGGCAAGUAAUGAAUCUUUCUGUUUAGUGUUUAGUUCAGUUUUUAUAUUUAAAAUAUAUAUAAUAUAUAUAUUGUUCAGUUCAGUAACAUUUAAUCUGAUUAAUUUUUCUUUAUUUUCUGAAAUUCCUGAUGUACUGACUUCCUCUUAUGUGAAUAUCAUCACUCACAGUUCAGAUAGAGAUAAAGAGGUAAAGUUGUGGGGAAAAUAAUUUGGUAUAAAAUCACAGGAGUGAUAAAGUCUCCUCCUGAUUCAGAUAUUUAAAUAUACUGCUGUGUUACAGGAAGAAAACUCCACAGUAACGGAUGUUGAGACCCUGUGGUGUAUUCAGACGUGAGGAGAUCCAAAUAAUUUAACGCAUCACUAUAUGAUAAAUAUUUUAUGUUUUUGCACUUCUCAUGUUCUGUCAUAGGUCAGAGUGACACACUCGAAUUAAAGCUUUCUUCACUUUA
Molecule: messenger RNA, 1885 nt
Organism: Tachysurus fulvidraco (yellow catfish)
Lineage: Eukaryota; Metazoa; Chordata; Actinopteri; Siluriformes; Bagridae
Product: signaling lymphocytic activation molecule-like
Exons: 4
Coding region: 617-1462 (281 amino acids)
Source: RefSeq, a predicted model, not a curated record